Serinus canaria (Common canary) is the source of this 1014-nucleotide messenger RNA. It is a transcript of the gene POU2AF2, whose product is annotated as POU class 2 homeobox associating factor 2. The transcript has 6 exons. The coding region runs from base 1 to 1014 and encodes 337 amino acids. Lineage: Eukaryota; Metazoa; Chordata; Aves; Passeriformes; Fringillidae. Gene Ontology annotation, molecular function: POU domain binding; DNA binding. The record is from RefSeq and is a predicted model, not a curated record.
AUGGCCGGGCUGCUUCAGGGCCGCCCGGGGCUGCCGACACCGCCCGGGACCCGCGGGCUCCGGGCAGAGCGGCGCCGCCACCGCCGGCCCGCCGCCCGCCUCUACCCCCUGCUCUGUGCUCUCCCUGAACUCUGCAUUCGCUCAGUCCCUGCAGAUUUUGGCAAACGCGUGUACCAAGGGGUGCGAGUGAAGCACACGGUCAAGGAUCUCCUGGCUGAAAAGCGAUCCCGGCAGAGCAGCGGCUCCCGCUUCAGCGGCAGCACCAGCACAGCACAGUCACCCUUUGGCCAAAUACCAGGCUCCCCCCCCAUGUCUGGGUACUACGGCGUCCGCAGAUCCUUCCCGGCCGAGCUGGAUUUCCACGGCACCAAGCAGUUUGUCAGCGAUGCCUACCCCUCCCCUCUGGGCUCCAGGCCCUUCUCCUGUGACUCCUCUGUCCCCCAGGGCCACCCAGCCCGCCUGGAGCCCUAUCUCAGCGAGUUUGGGGAUCACCGUGCUGCUGCUCCUCCUCUGCCAGCUCCCACCAGCUCCUUCUUCAGCGCCCCAGCCGUGCCCCCUCUGCUGCCAUCCUUCCCCAGUGACACGGGGCACUUCCUGCUCGUGAGUGCCUCUCCGUGGCUCUGUCCCCAGGGCAGGCUCACCCCCUCUAAAUGUGGGGUUCAGUCAGGGGGGCUCAGAGAGCCCUGGGAGCAGCCCUCACCCGAGAGCCUUGGCCAGCCUGACAGUGCCUGCUCAGAGCCUCUGCAGGCGCUCCCUGCCAGCUCCAGCUGCCUCUCCCUGCCCGAACCCGGAGCUGCUUCCCCAUUCCGAGGCUCAGACACCCACUACUCCCCCAGCUACGCUGCCACCUCGCCCUACAGCCUGUCCCCAUUGGUGGCCAGCGAGCCCUCCAGGAUGAGCCACCUGUGCCCAGAGCCACCCUUGGAGCCACCACACCUUCCCGAGCACUCUGCCUGGGCCAAAGAGGAUGGAAGUGCCCUCUGGGGGACUUACGAAGGCAGGAGAACUUAUUGA